This is a messenger RNA of Daktulosphaira vitifoliae (grape phylloxera), 1257 nucleotides long. RefSeq names its product protein ZBED8-like. The annotation marks the transcript as partial. The record is from RefSeq and is a predicted model, not a curated record. Lineage: Eukaryota; Metazoa; Arthropoda; Insecta; Hemiptera; Phylloxeridae. The transcript has a single exon.
AUUAACCGAAAAAUUCCUUUGAGCAAUAGAUCUGUACAUCGAAGAAUUGAUGAAAUGGCGGAAAAUAUUGAAGAAUCAUUGUGUAAUCACCUGAAGACUUGUCAAUUUUCAGUUCAAUUGGAUGAGUCCACUUUACCAACUAAUGAAGCAUUAUUGUUAUCAUACGUGAGGUUUAUAAAAAAUGAGAAAAUAUGUCAAGAACUAUUAUUUGCGAGAAAUUUAGAGACAGAUACAAAAGGAGAAACAAUAUUUAAUACACUAGAAAAGUUUUGUGAUGAAAAGCAAAUUCCCCUGAAGAAUAUUAUGUCAAUUGCUACUGAUGGUGCUCCAGCUAUGACAGGGCGUCACAAGGGCUUCAUAGCUUAUUUAAAAAAUAAAGUUCCUGACGUGCUUGCCAUACAUUGCGUCAUUCAUCGCCAGCAUUUAGUUGCGAGAAAUCUGAGUGAACGUCUUCAUACAUCACUGCAUUAUGUUAUUAAAGCCGUUAAUAAAAUCAGAAGCAACUCAUUAAAUGACAGAUUAUUUAGUCAACUUUGUGUUGCUAAUGAUGAAGAUUUCAACCGGUUGCUGCUUCAUACAGAAGUACGCUGGCUCUCAAAAGGUACUUGUCUGACUCGGUUUUAUAAUUUGUUUGACUCUGUGAUAGAGUUCCUGAAAAACAAAGAAACAGGACUUCACGAUAACCUCAUCACUUCAAAGAAUGAUAUUGCGUACUUGACAGAUCUCUAUAAGUUAUUUAAUGAUGUAAAUCUCCAACUUCAAGGUGACGACUUGAACUUAAUUAAAACAAAAACUGUCAUUGCUACAUUUGUUGCUAAACUGCUAUUCUACAAGAGAAAUAUUGGUAGACGUGAAUUUAAUAACUUUCCUAAUUUAUCAGCAGCUCCUUUUAUCAAUGACGACUUGGUUGUUUACUGCCAACACUUGGAGAACUUACACAGUGAUUUCAAAGAACGAUUCCAGGACAUUUUAAACAUGGAUAUACCCAACUGGGUAUUAGAUCCAUUUUCAAAUGUCAACACAGCAGAAUCAUCCCAGAUAGAAGAACAACUUUUAGAAUUGACCACGAAUGAAGAAAUCAAAUUUAAAUUCAAGAAUGGCUAUCAAGAAUUUUGGCUGCAAAAGCCAAUCAUGCAACUCUACCCUAGUUUAUGGUCAAUUGUUCAACGAUUUCUGAUACCAUUCCCUUCAUCAUAUUUGUCUGAACGUGGAUUCAGUGCCGUAACAACACUAGUAACAAAAAAAAGAAAUCGGUUG